This is a messenger RNA of Symbiodinium sp. CCMP2592, 1122 nucleotides long. The record is from the annotation of a GenBank genome assembly. NCBI's taxonomy places the organism in Eukaryota, Dinophyceae, Suessiales, Symbiodiniaceae.
AUGGGCCGUCUCCUUCGCGGACGGCGCCUGGAGCUACGACGACCUCGGCUCGGCGUGGCGGAUGAGGAGCUUCGCGCCGAUGGCGGGAUUGCCGCGUCGGACGUGGGCAGCUCCGGCGGUCACGAGCCUACGGGCAUCGAGACCCAGACUACUCCGGGUGCAGCAGCCCAGAGGAAGCGGAAAGCAUAUCAGCAAUAUAUCUUUCUGCGCGAUCAGGAUCUGGGCAUUUAUGCUGAUCCGUCCGAGAUUCCCUUCCGUCGCCCUGACGGCUCUACUCGAGCUGUGGUGCGACGUCCGGAGACGGCUCCUUUUCAGGCUGUGGAAGAGCAAUCAGAAGUGAUCGUGAUUGACGAGCAGGAAUCGGAGGAAGGCGAAGACAGCUGCUCCAUCACUUCCACCCGCUCCUUCGUCAUCGAGCUCUUCAAUUCCGAAGCUUUCACCGACUCCAAAACCUUCGUUGUGACAGAAGCUCCUCGCGUUAUCGACUUCCGUUCCCUUCAGACAGAGGUGCUGGACUUUGAGGGCGUUAAGGUGAAGCUUACUGAGCCGGCAUUUGAGAAAUUCUCUUUCGCCUUGAGCUUGGAUUUUCACGGAGUGUUGGAUCGCUAUCACAACAAGUCGACGAGCUGGACGGAUCCAAGGCCUGAGUUUCCUUCGGAGUGUUUGACCGCCUUGCGCGAUCUUCAUUCGUUGGUUCGGCGCUACGGGGGUUUAUUCUUCGUUUGCAGUUAUUGUCACCACGAGGAUACCAAGAAGCACGUGGUUGAGACAACAGUGAACUCGUGUGAUACCUUGUUCACUCAGAUCGGGGAAACGCCUCUUUGCCUUAUCUUCAUUACGAGGAAGGCCACGGGCCCGUUGGGGAAACGAUCAGUGCUAGAGAAACUCUCAAAGGAGAUUGGUUUCCCCAUUAUUCACGUCGACGACUCCGCAGACGUCUGCGACGAACUGGCGGGUUCCCAGCACGUGGUUCCUCUGCAUAUUGCUAUUCCGAAGAGAUCCAGAGGAGGUCGUGGGCAGCGCACUAUUUUCCCGAGUGCUCCCGUGCCUUCCUUUGACAGCUUUCCGGAGUGUGCUGGAGCUAUCAGGGGCCAAGUGCAGAAGUGGUUCCCAGACGCCUAA